AUGGAGAGUAUUCAACAACCAAAUGUGAGCACGCGUUUGCUAACGAGUGUGACCAGCGUUGUAGAUGACGCAGCAGUACAUGCAGCCGCGUUCUCGCCGCCGCAGGAGCAACCGGAGAGGUCAGAUGAACCCCCAAGGCUCGUGUCUGAGCCGGCGCAACGCUCACCAUCACCGGCGUCCAGCGAUUCUGCGCCCAGCAACGACGAUUUCCCGCCUUCCUUAAGCGGCGACCUACCCGCAGCGCUCUCCUCCAUCAUCUCCUCCCACGAGGCGUCGUUUUACGGCAGCCUUAUGCUGAACCGGGAAACCAACCUGGAUGAGCUGGAGGGCUGCACGAAUCACACUGAGCGUGGCUGCAUUGAGACGGCUACCGGUGCGGCAGCAGAGAAGUAUGCAUACGAGCAACGUCCUCCAGUCGAGGCGCACCUCUCUACACCCAGACACACGCUAGCUCAGAGCUCUGUGGAUUGGACAGGGGACGAAAAGGAAGUUGUACUUGGUGCAGUGGCAGAGACUGCCUCAUCGAGUGCCACGGCGAAGACAGCGAAGUCAGAAGUGGUAGCAACGCGCCUUUACAGCGUUGGCGUCGAGGAGCCCAGCUGCAGCGGCCGGCAGCCGCAGACGCACCACUGUCGCCUAGCGUCUCAAGCUGGGGAUGUGAAAACACUCACAGAGCUCCUGGACUGGCGCACGCACCUUUCUGCUUGGCAGCAGUCUCUGGACGCGCAUGAGGAUCACAAUACUGAUGACGACGGCGCUCUAAAAGACACGUGCAGCGAUCAGGCAGGCCACGUGUACCCCGUUGGACCUAUGAGCAGAGAGAGAGCGCCGGCGUCGACGCGACCUACUAUGAAAGUAGCGGAGGCGUUGGAAGGCUCGCAAGCGCCUCCACGCGGAGCUUCUUUGCAGUGCUGCCAUGUUGGCCUUCACGGGACCCCAGCAACUUCGUCUUCCCCGAGCACACCCGCGAUUACACCAGCGGAGAGUAAUGCCGCUGGUGGGGACAGCAUGGCGGUAGCCCAACACCCUCGCAGCCGACAAAGCCACGCCUUCAGCGACGCAGCCAGCCAGACGGAGCUGACUGAUGCCUUCUUUGCCACCAAGAUAUCCUUGAACGCCUCCCCCCUUCAGCCUCGCAGCCCGGCGCAGAUGGAGGAGGGGCACCCCCGGCACGCACAGCCGCAUGCUCAUUUAGCGCCGCACUUCUCGUACGAAAACCCCGUCACACGAGUGCCACCCAUUCCUCACGCUACGAUCACCGACGCCCGGGUCGUGAGAGACGGGGGGAGAACGAGCAAAAGCGGCAGACCAAGCGGUGCCGGAUCGCCAACGUCGCCAUCAUCGUGGCGUCUGGAAGGCACUGAAGUCGAGGGCCACACUUCCCCAGGCAGCACCCAGCACAGGUCGCCUUUCAGUCACUCCCCGUUCUUGCACGGACUUGAACGCCGAUCAUGGGCGCGUAGCUCUCUGCCACCACCGGCGAACAACCCCGUUCUCCUCCAUUCUACGCCACCAGGCGGCUUUGACGGCUAUCGAGCCCGCGACAGCUGGAACAGCCCUCGCCCCGGAAACGGUAAGAUCGCAAUCAGCAGUAUUGGCAUCCCGCGUCAGCUCUCCCACGAUGUGUCGUCCUUGCAAGCGACGCCACGUACGCCGGAACCCUGGCGCCACAAGACCAAGGCCAUGCUUCCCACAGGGAAGCCGGGGAAGGAUCUGAUAGCGGAAGAUGAGUAUCCCGUCUUCGCAGUACCAGUCGAUGAAGAAACGAACAAGGCUGUGGUGGCGUUCGUCUCUGGGGUUAUCCUGCUUAUAUGUCUUGUGUUUAUAUGUGCCAUGUGA
Molecule: messenger RNA, 1839 nt
Organism: Leishmania braziliensis MHOM/BR/75/M2904
Lineage: Eukaryota; Euglenozoa; Kinetoplastea; Trypanosomatida; Trypanosomatidae
Exons: 1
Coding region: 1-1839 (612 amino acids)
Source: RefSeq, a predicted model, not a curated record